GUUAGUAUUAGAUGACGUAAAGUGGACCCAGUGCGUUUUGUAGUCGGACGGGAGAAAAAAAAAAAAAAAAAAACAUUGUACUUCAAUGUUUUGUCAUGUGUUUGUCUCGGGCUGUCAUUAACCAGCGGGACUCUCGUGUUCGUCCACACCGACCAGGACGCGUCUGUCUGCGGCUGUUUUGAAACCAGCAGCUCGCUGAUCUCUCACCGACACGAGGCUCCACUCCGGUCUCUGCACCGUCUAUCUGUGUGUUGUUGUUUUUUUAUUGAUAAUGGGAAUCACUAAAACAUACAUUAGUGUCGGCUAUGCCUCCUUCGGGAUGCUCAUGGGCUUCUCCGCAUUCCUGGUGUGGAACAUCGCGUACAGCCAGCCGUGGACCGCAGCCAUGGGAGGACUGUCAGGUGUGUUGGCUCUUUGGACCCUGAUCACUCACGUCAUGUACCUGCAGGACUACUGGAGGACCUGGCUGAAGGGCCUCAAGUUCUUCUUCUUCAUGGGGAUUUUCUUUUCUUUGCUGGCCGUCGUAGCCUUCAUCACCUUUCUGUCUGUUGCCAUCCACAACAAGGAGUCCCUGACUGACCCCCGGAGCCUCUAUUUGUCCUGUGUGUGGAGCUUCAUGAGCCUCAAGUGGUCCUUCGUGCUCGCCCUGACCGCUCACCGCUACCGCAAAGAGUUCGCCGACAUCAGUAUCCUCAGUGACUUCUGAGUGCAGCUCGAACAUCCAGCAGCGGCUGCUCAGACUCUGGAGUUCAUUCACAGCGCUGGUUUCCCAGUCUGAGCGUGUCACAGUGUGAAAGUGCCACAGGAGGAAUCACCGGACGGUAAACAUGCUUUGUGGACGAGCGCCCUGAUCCUGGUUACUCUUUCUCCUCCAUGGCCUGUGUCUCCCCUGCACCUCCUCUGUUUUUUUUAGUUUUUAUUAUGAGCAGGAUUCGUUUGUAGACUUUUCAGAUAAAUCCAUCUCUGUUUUAUAUGAUCCUUGAUUGACUUUAUUUUCUUACCUUUUCACUUCCCCUGCAUUAGACAUGCAUCUGCACACAAGAUAAAUCCUAAACACGGUCAUUUCUAACCAUGCCUCAUGGGGUGAAGGGAAUUAUUGCAUUUCAACUCACACUAAGUAACGGUUGCAGUUUGUUGCUGCAGCCACUAGAGGGCGUCACUCCUCCAAUUAUAUCUACAGUUUAUACAUUUGCUCGCAACUUUGUGAAUUGCAGCAGUGUUUAAUUCUGUCAUUACAAGCUCUCCUCACAAGUUUCACAUACAGUGAUCUAAAGAGGAAAUUUGUGUAACGCAAAUCGCCAAUGCGACGAUGAACUUGACGCCUUAAAGUCGACGAACAUCCAAUCACUGCUUCAACAGUGUGUCAGCGCCUUACAGGGAACAGGUCACUCAAAAUCCUCCACACGAAGGCUUUCUUGUGCAAUUCCGAACAAGCACCACAUGCCCGCUAUUUCUGAGCUACGAAAGGGCAUUUGUAAUAUAUAGAAUGAUUUUUGUAAUAUUUUUUAUCAGUAUGAUAUUAGAAAAAAAAGGAAAACCGGCUUUAAUUCGGCAGUGAUACCACUAAUAUGCAUGCUUAAUGUUAUUUUAUGUUAUAUUGUCCUCAUCAAACCCAUUCAUUGACAUUUAUAUUGUUGCUUAAUGAGAUUCUUUUGCUGUACCUCCUUCAUGUGUUUAUUUCUCUACACUGCUGUCUUAGAAAUGAUUUAUUAUGGCAUCGUGUACUCACGUAUCACUUGGCUGAAUGUAGGAGCGUGUGUUUGUAAAAGAGUGUCUGAGAGUGAUUAUAAUAAAAUAUGUUUUUGAGAUUACUGGA
Messenger RNA from Amphiprion ocellaris (clown anemonefish), 1816 nucleotides. RefSeq names its product heme transporter hrg1-A-like. The transcript has 3 exons. Lineage: Eukaryota; Metazoa; Chordata; Actinopteri; Pomacentridae. Gene Ontology annotation, molecular function: heme transmembrane transporter activity; heme binding. Gene Ontology annotation, cellular component: lysosomal membrane; plasma membrane. Bases 272 to 706 code for a protein of 144 amino acids. Gene Ontology annotation, biological process: heme transport. The record is from RefSeq and is a predicted model, not a curated record.